Messenger RNA from Pseudogymnoascus verrucosus, 2478 nucleotides. RefSeq names its product 26S proteasome non-ATPase regulatory subunit (gene RPN3). Bases 389 to 2125 code for a protein of 578 amino acids. Gene Ontology annotation, biological process: regulation of protein catabolic process; ubiquitin-dependent protein catabolic process. The transcript has 3 exons. Gene Ontology annotation, molecular function: enzyme regulator activity. The record is from RefSeq and is a predicted model, not a curated record. Gene Ontology annotation, cellular component: proteasome regulatory particle, lid subcomplex; proteasome complex. NCBI's taxonomy places the organism in Eukaryota, Fungi, Ascomycota, Leotiomycetes, Thelebolales, Thelebolaceae.
GUGAUAAUUGAGUCGUGUUGUGGUUUUUGGUAGUAGAGAGAGUACUUUUGGUUGUUGGGGAACCCUUGUGACUUGUCGUCACGUCAGCAGCCUGGUCCAUCUCUCUCGCUUCUGGUCGGAGCCGCCUAACUUCAAAGGCUACGAAGCUACCUUGCCUGGCGAUUACCUCAAGCAUCAACGGAAGACUGUCUUAACUGAAUCCCAUCUGAACCCGACCAACCAACGACCACAGAACAUAAACAAACACGGCCCAAGACAAGCCUUCCCGUUUGUAAUCUAAUUCACAUCUGGAGUUCUCUCAACAACUCACAAACGACGAGCUCUCUCGCGAGACGCGCCCGAAAUCCAACGUCAACGUGCUCGACACACUCCUGACGACAACAACGACAUGCCCAGCAAAACCCCUCACACAAACGGCAAUGAUCCAGUCGAGAAUGGAACACAGGAUAUCGAGAUGAAAGACGAUGCUCCAGCAUCGAAGAAGGGCGGCAAGGGCAAGAAAGUGAACCAGGGCGACGACGAGAUGACGGUCGUUGUGCCUCCAUCGAAAGCUUCAAAGCUAUCGGCGCCACCACCUCCAGAUGCUGAAGGAGACGUGGCAAUGGACGAGGAGACUGCAACAAGUGAAGUAGAGGCCGAGGUGGACCCGAUAGCUCUGACGAUCUCAAAUAUCAAGAACGACUUUGCGUUAUUAGAGAAGGCUGUGGCACUAUUCGAUGCUCGUUUCACCCUGAGAGCUCUCCGAUCAAUUUCUACAAUCCGCAAACACCUGAGCGCCGAUGUCCUUGCACAAGUCAUUACCGAGACAUACCCUGCAUCAAGCUCCGUAGCAAAGAACCUGCUGGCUGCUUUGAAUAAGGAGAAUGCUACGUUUAGUAGGCAGACAUCAUCUGAUAUGGAUGUUGAUGGUGACGUCAAGGCGAAGAAUGGAUCGAAGAAAGAGGCCAAGGAGAUCAUCCCAGAGAUCGAUGUGUUCCUGGGUAUUCUGGUUCAGGUCCUGUUUGCAGACCAGAAGGAGACCCAGAAGGGAGCGAAAUUCUCUUCUCAGCUGGCCGAGCAAAUACACACUCUCAACCGUCGCACACUGGAUUCGUUAGCUGCUCGGGCUUACUUCUACUUCUCGCUGUUUGCCGAACAGCUGCAGCCGCUACCACCGUCGCCGAACUCGCCAGUCGUAUCUCUCCGCCCAGCUCUUCUCGCAGCUCUUCGAACUGCUGUUCUCAGAAAGGAUAUCGACACACAAGCUACGGUCAUCGUUCUUCUGCUCCGCAACUACCUUUCAACGUCGCACAUCACUCAAGCCGAUCUCUUGGUAUCCCACACGAAAUUCCCCGAAAACGCAUCGAACAACCAGGUUGCGAGAUAUCUAUACUAUCUGGGACGAAUUCGCGCGAUUCAGCUCCGUUAUACUGAGGCACACGAGCACCUGACGGCUGCAACCCGCAAGGCCCCAUCGAGUCCAAGCGCAGCUGGUUUCACCCAAACUGCAACAAAGCUCCUUCUUGUCGUGGAGUUACUCAUGGGAGAUAUUCCAGAGAGAGCUACCUUCAGCAUGGCAAGCCUCGAGAGGGCCCUUGCUCCAUACUUAUUACUCGUACAAGCCGUCCGUGUUGGCAACCUCGUUGAUUUCGAGAGCUCGAUCAAGCAACAUAGCGAUACUUUCCGACGUGACGGCACAUAUACAUUGAUUCUUAGACUCAGACAGAAUGUUAUCAAGACAGGAAUUCGCAUGAUGUCUCUGUCGUACUCGCGCAUUUCUCUCCGCGACAUCUGCAUUCGCCUUCAUUUGGGAAGCGAGGAGUCGGCCGAGUACAUCGUUGCUAAGGCCAUUAGGGAUGGUGUUAUAGAAGCUACACUGGACCGCGAGAGAGGUUUCAUGAAGAGCAAGGAGAUUGGCGAUGUUUACGCAACAAGGGAACCUGGGGAGGCUUUCCAUGACCGUAUUCGUGCGUGCCUUGCCCUUCACGACGAGAGUAUCAAGGCAAUGCGCUUCCCAAUGAACCAGCAUAGGCUCGAGCUGAAGAACGCACAAGAGGCACGCGAGCGCGAGCGCGAGAUGGCAAAGGAGAUCCAAGACGGAGAUUUGGACGAGGACGAUCUGGGUGGUGAGUUUGAGGGCAUGUAAGAUGGUUUAUUUUGGGCGGGGAAGGGAAAGGCGAUGGAUGUACGAUGGGUCGAACGGUUUUCGGGAACAACGCGCACAGCGAGGACGAGGAUAAUUACACUUCAUCAACCUGUAUUGUCUUGCUAUUCAAUCCGGCCGGAUAGGAGGGGUGAUCGAGGAUAGUUAUAGAGGCGUCACUCCCAACCGGCACUUUUAGUUUCAUGCAUACCGCGUCGUGUUGGCGCGAAGGAGUGUAGUAAUGGAUUUAGAGCUUUCCCUUCGAUAAUCAUUGUAUUUUGCUUCCAAAGAUCUACAUAAUCUUGCACGCAGCCUUGUGAGAAAGUGUGUCAUUCGUCAAGCAUCAUUGAGGAAAG